This is a messenger RNA of Durotheca rogersii, 684 nucleotides long. RefSeq names its product Pre-mRNA-splicing factor SPF27. Lineage: Eukaryota; Fungi; Ascomycota; Sordariomycetes; Xylariales; Xylariaceae. The coding region runs from base 1 to 684 and encodes 227 amino acids. The transcript is spliced from 2 exons. The record is from RefSeq and is a predicted model, not a curated record. Gene Ontology annotation, cellular component: Prp19 complex; catalytic step 2 spliceosome; precatalytic spliceosome. Gene Ontology annotation, biological process: mRNA processing.
AUGGCGUCCUCGAUCCGCACCGCCGUCCACGAGUCCCUCCCCUACAUCGACCCCGAGCCCACGGCCGCCGAGCGCGCAGCCGCAGAAUCUCUCAUCGCCGCCGAGCUCUCCUCUUCCUCCUCCUCCUCUCCGCCCGCCUCGCUGCUACCGCCCCUCCGCGCGCCCAACUUCAGCCCCCUCGUGACGCUCGAGCUCGAGCGGAUAGCCGCGGGCGCGCCCUUCGCGGGCGGCGUCGACCUGUCGCGCUACGAAGCCCUGCCCGACUCCGACUCCUCCUCUUCUUCUUCUGAGCUGCAGACCUCCCUCCGCCUCGCCUACGCCGCCGGCACCUACCUCGCGUCGCGCCGCGCUCACCUCCGCCUCCUCGACGCCCACGGCCGCAACGCCUGGCUCCUCGCCAACUGGCGCGCCGAGGCCGACCUCCGCGCCCUCGAGCGCGACCUCGCCGCCGCCCGCCGCGACGUCGACCGCCUCGCCCUCGCCCGCCGCGCCGCCCAGGACGCCGCCGCCGCCGAGCUCUGCGGCCUCGACUACGCCUGGCGCCGCGGCGUCGCCCGCGCCCUCGAGGCCGAGGUCGCCGCCGAAGACCUCCGCCGCCAGGUCCGUGACCGCCAGCGCGCCGCCGCCGCCGCCGCCGCCGCCGCCGACGACGACGACGACGGCCGCGCGGUCACCGCUUCCUAG